UCUUUUUCUUACUUUUCGGGAUUUAGAUUUUGACGUUUGUUUGGAGUUGAAGACACUUGUUUGUAGGUGUUGAAAAUUCGAUUGAUUUGAAGCCAUUUGGGGUUAGGUUAUAAGUUGUAAUCAUACCCUUUUUUGAGAUUGAGAAAGGGCUCAUUUUGAAUCUGGGUUUCUCUUAGUUAUAGAUUGUCUUGAAAAGAGGGGUAUACAUAUACAUAUAUAUAUACACACACACAAAAGAAAGCUUAAUAAAAUCAUAUAAAUUAGUCGACAUGGUUAGUGGGAAUAUCUUCCAUUUUAGAAAGAAUUCAUGGCCUCCUGAAGAAUAUAUAAAUCGGACAAGUCUGCAACUGCUUGAUUUUGAUAGUGGCGCUCCUCCUGAACAAGCAUGGAGAAGGAAGUUAAACACCCAUGCUAGUAUUCUCAAGGAGUUCAGCAUUACUUUUAUGGAAGCAAUUAAAAUGAUUACACUUGGUAUACGUUUGUGGUCAUAUGUAAGAGAAGAGGCCUCCCAUGGAAGGAGGGCACCCAUUGAUCCGUUCAAUCGUGAAGGAAAGCCAUUAGCAAGCCAAGGGGUUCCACUUGGUGGGAUGGGAAGUGGCAGCAUAACUAGAGGUUUUAGAGGAGAAUUCAGGCAAUUCCAAAUCAUUCCGGGUACAUGUGAUUCUUCUCCGGUGAUGGCCAAUCAAUUCUCUAUUUUUAUAUCGAGAGAAGGUGGCCAUAAAAAAUAUGCAUCGGUUCUUUCUCCAGGCCAACAUGAAGGGAUAGGAAAAUGUACAGAUCAAGGUUUAUCGUCAUGGGGAUGGAAUUUGAGCGGCCAGCAUUCCACGUAUCACGCAUUAUUCCCACGAGCAUGGACAGUUUAUGAUGGUGAACCGGACCCGGACCUAAAAGUGUCAUGUCGCCAAAUUUCACCAUUUUUACCUCAUAAUUAUCGAGAUAGUAGUCUUCCAACUGCUGUAUUUGUUUAUACGUUGGUGAAUACCGGGAAGGAAAGGGCACAAGUCAGCCUUCUCUUAACGUGGGCAAACUCCAUCGGAGGUAUCUCGCAUCUUUCUGGAGACCAUGUGAAUGAACCAUUCAUAGGUGAAGAUGGAGUCUCCGGUGUGCUCCUACAUCACAAGACGGCAAAACAGAAUCAUCCCGUUACUUUUGCCAUAGCUGCCUGUGAAACCCAAAAUGUAAAUGUGACGGUUCUACCGAGUUUUGGGUUGUCUGAAGGAAACUCUGUUACCGCAAAAGAAAUGUGGGGUAAAAUGGCGCAGGAUGGACAAUUUGAUCAGGCUAACUUCAAUUCUGGGCCAACCGUUCCUUCAUCAUCUGGGGAUGCGAAUUGUGCUGCAGUGUCGGCUUCAACAUGGGUCGAACCAAAUGGGCGUUGCACCGUGGCUUUUGCCGUUGCAUGGUCAUCCCCGAAAGUCAAGUUUAUGAAAGGGAAAUCAUAUCACAGGCGAUACACGAGAUAUUAUGGUACUUCUGAGAGGGCGGCCGAGAACUUGGUUCACGAUGCUCUAACAAAUUACAAGAGGUGGGAAGAAGAGAUCGAGAAGUGGCAAAAUCCGAUCUUGAAAAACGACAAGCUACCAGAAUGGUAUAAAUUUACGUUAUUCAACGAGCUCUACUUCUUGGUUGCCGGUGGCACAGUCUGGAUCGACACGCCGCUGCCAACAGCUGAUUUUGUGCACGGCCAGCAACGUCAUCCGAAGGCGAUAUUGAACACAAAUGGUGGUCAUAACGGUAUCGGUGACAAUGGUUUUGCACAUGAUGACGAAAGUUCGGUUACGACUUCUAGUGAAGACGAACCUGAAGCUCCCGAGCGAGAGGACCGGAAGCGUUCUUUGGAGCUGUAUUCGGGAUCGUAUAAUGACAAUGAGGAUGUUGGGAGCUUUCUUUAUUUAGAAGGCGUGGAAUACGUCAUGUGGUGUACUUACGAUGUUCAUUUCUACGCAUCCUUUGCUCUUCUCGAGCUAUUCCCGAAGAUCGAACUCAGCAUUCAACGGGAAUUUGCUAGAGCCGUGUUAUUUGAGGACACAAGAAAGGUCAAGUUUCUAGCAGACGGAAAGUGGGGAAUUCGCAAAGUUAAAGGAGCGAUUCCGCAUGAUCUUGGAACUCAUGAUCCAUGGCACGAGAUGAAUGCAUACAACAUACACGAUACGAGCAAAUGGAAAGAUUUGAACCCGAAAUUUGUGAUCCAAGUGUACCGUGACUUUGCUGCGACCGGGGAUUUAUCAUUUGGAACGGAAGUGUGGCCCGCCGUUUGCGCUGCCAUGGCUUAUAUGGACCAAUUUGACCGAGAUAACGACUGUCUGAUUGAAAAUGAUGGUUUCCCGGAUCAAACAUACGACGCUUGGACCGUUCACGGUGUUAGCGCGUACUGUGGUUGUUUAUGGCUCGCUGCACUUCAAGCUACGGCAGCCAUGGCGGCACAGCUUGGCGAUGGAGCCACUGCCGAGGCGUAUAAAACGAAAUUCAUCAAGGCGAAAGCAUCAUUUGAGGCAAAGCUGUGGAACGGAUCAUACUUCAACUACGAUAGCGGAUCGAGUAAUAAUAGCAAAUCUAUUCAAGCCGAUCAGCUUGCAGGUCAGUGGUAUAUGGCGGCCGCUGGCUUGCCGAAUCUCUUCGAUGAUGCUAAGAUUCGUAGCUCCCUGCAAAAGAUUUACGAUUUUAACGUUAUGAAAGUCGGAGGAGGUAGGAUGGGGGCAGUAAAUGGUAUGCAUCCUAACGGAAAAGUCGACGAAACUUGUAUGCAGUCCCGUGAAGUGUGGGCAGGAGUCACGUAUGGUCUUGCUGCCACCAUGAUUCACGCCGGGAUGGAAGAACAGGCGUUGACGACUGCUGAAGGUAUAUUUACCGCUGGCUGGUCGGAGGACGGUUUCGGGUAUGCAUUUCAGACACCAGAAGGAUGGACAAUGGACGGGCAUUUUCGGUCGCUCGUAUACAUGAGACCACUUGCAAUUUGGGGUAUGCAAUGGGCGUUGUCUCCGGCAAAGGUGGUUCUGAAUGCACCUUUGAUUAACAUGAUGGACAGGGUCCCUGAAUCGCCUUCUAUUUCGAGCAGCGAGACGAGCGUCAAAAAGAUGGUUCACAAAGCCAAGUGCUUGAGCGGUUCCGUGUUCAAUUGCUCGUGCUGACGGUGUUUGUGAAGCUGCAUUCAUCUCGUAACCGUAGUGUGGUAUUAGGUGCAAAUAGUCGAUGUAUCCUUUGUUGGAAGAAGGAUUACUGGUGAUGUUAGUUGCUAAAUUUAUAUACUGAAUCAGUUUAAAAUCUAAUUGAUUCUUCAACAAUGACACCGUGAUUCAUUAUUAUUUAAGCCACUUGCCUCAGCUUUGAAUCCUGACUUGGCUUAAUACAUAUACUUCAAAAUUUAUACA
Messenger RNA from Cynara cardunculus var. scolymus (artichoke), 3368 nucleotides. RefSeq names its product non-lysosomal glucosylceramidase-like. Lineage: Eukaryota; Viridiplantae; Streptophyta; Magnoliopsida; Asterales; Asteraceae. Gene Ontology annotation, biological process: glucosylceramide catabolic process; carbohydrate metabolic process. Gene Ontology annotation, cellular component: membrane. The record is from RefSeq and is a predicted model, not a curated record. Gene Ontology annotation, molecular function: beta-glucosidase activity; glucosylceramidase activity. The coding region runs from base 270 to 3128 and encodes 952 amino acids. The transcript is spliced from 18 exons.